GCAUCCUACUCUGUCAGCGUCACCAACGAGGCUGUCACCUACAUGGCCAGCGUCGGCGUCGGCAGCCCUGCCACCUCCUACGACCUGAUCAUCGACACCGGUUCGAGCAGCACCUGGGUCGGUGCUGGCAAGUCUUACGUCAAGACUAGCAUGUCUAGCUCUACCGGAAAGUCUGUCUCUGUGAGCUACGGCUCCGGUUCCUUCGCCAGUACCAAAUACACCGACACCGUGACCAUCUUGUCCAACCUGGUCAUCACCAAGCAGUCCAUCGGUGUUGCCUCCAGGCCCUCCGGCUUCUCUGGUGUCGAUGGUAUCCUCGGCAUUUGUCCUACCGUCCUCACCGAGGGCACUCUCAGUGGCUCCUCGACCACCGAGAUCCCGACCGUUACCAACAAUCUGUACUCCCAGGGCACGAUCUCGACCGCUGCUGUCGGCGUCUACUUUGCCCCCACCACCGUUGAGGAGACCACCAACGGCGAGCUCACCUUCAGCGGUGCGGACACCAGCAAGUACACCGGUACGCUCAGCUACGAGGAAGCCUCAAGCUAG
Punctularia strigosozonata HHB-11173 SS5 is the source of this 549-nucleotide messenger RNA. RefSeq names its product acid protease. The annotation marks the transcript as partial. Gene Ontology annotation, molecular function: aspartic-type endopeptidase activity. The transcript is spliced from 4 exons. Lineage: Eukaryota; Fungi; Basidiomycota; Agaricomycetes; Corticiales; Punctulariaceae. The record is from RefSeq and is a predicted model, not a curated record. Gene Ontology annotation, biological process: proteolysis.